UCAUGCAGACAUCAGCAGUAACACGGACCAGGUCUCUUCGGUUCUCCUCCGAUUCGAACCGGACCUGGUGGAAAUGAAAACUCUGCAGGGCUCCAUGCUGCUGUUGUUGCUGGCUGCAGGCUACAUGGACGCGUACAAACCUAUCAUCAUCGUGCACGGCCUUUUUGACGGACCCAAAGAGUUCAGAAAGCUGUCUGGGUUCAUUACCAAGGUCCAUCCAGGGACCGAAGUGAUGACGAUCAGUCUGUAUGACAACAUGGCCAGUCUGAAGCCGAUGUGGAAGCAGGUCAACGACUUCAGGAAGACCAUCGACUGCAUCAUGCACAAGUACCCAGAUGGUGUCCAUCUUCUCUGCUUUUCACAAGGUGGGUUAAUUUGUCGAGCAGUCCUCUCCACCAUCCCACAUCACAACGUGCACACUUUUAUUGCGCUGUCUUCCCCCCUGGCUGGACAGUACGGAGAAACGAGCUACCUGAAACAUGUAUUUCCUCACCGUGUAAAGAAGACAGUGCAUCUUAUUUGCUACAACAGAUUAGGACAAAAAGUGUCUAUAUGUGACUACUGGAACGACCCUCACCAUAGAUUAAAUUAUCUGAGGAGCAACAACUUCCUCCCAUUGCUUAAUGGUGAGACACCUCACAGCAACAUGAAAGCAUGGAGGAAUAACUUCCUGCGCAUCAAGAAGCUGGUGCUGAUUGGAGGACCAAACGAUGGCGUCAUCACUCCAUGGCAGUCCAGCCAUUUUGGAUUCUAUAACAGCACCGAAGAUGUUGUAGAAAUGAGAAACCAGAAGUUCUACCAGGACGACGCGUUUGGGUUGAAGACGCUGGACGUUCGAGGCGACAUCUCGGUGUGUAUUCGCUCUGGAGUGAAACACACUGAGUGGCACUCCAACUUCACAGUGUUCAAGAGCUGCAUGGAGGAGUGGCUCACAUGAAGACAGCUCAUUCCGAUGAAAUGUGUUGAGACAAGAUGCUUUUAACUGCCAAUAAGUUCUGGUAAAAUACACGGUUGGACACCAUUUACAGUGUGAAGAAUUUUAUGACAUCUAGUGGUGAUUUUGAAAAUGGCAACCAACUCUCUCAAAGCAGUUUAAUUUAUUUUAUUGUAUUUCUGUCAAUAAAUGUUAGUUACAUGUUUCAUAUAGGAAUAUCUAUGUUUUCUUUCCCUUUUAGUGAGCAGAGAAAUGUUAAGUUUGUGCUGAUAUCAGUGGUUGAACUGCCAUGAAUUGAAAUUGUAAAAUUCACAUUUUUACCAGGAUGAAUUAAUGGUAGUGCUCAUCAAGUCAAAUGUUUGUUUCUGGUGAAUAAUAAUGUUGUACAGCCAGAAAAAGUUCUUCAGAGCUGUGACUGACGCUAAAACCAGUUACAGGACAGGACCUGUGAGAGCCAGGACUCACUGGACAAAUAUGUGCUCCAAACAAAUUUCCCAGCAUCAUUCAAAAUUAUAGAAUGAGUUCAUUGAAGAAUUGUACAAUACAGUAUGAUAACAAUACUGUAUGUAGGAGCCAUUAUUUCUCUUUGUUUGGUCCAGGUUUAUUGAGGUGGUGGUGGUGUUUGUUUACGUUUGGAAUGGCACAGGUGACCUACAUUCCCCUCCACUAUUGGUGGUGGUGUGGAGGGGAAGUGCAUAUAGGCAUGGAGGUGACAGUGCACGAGGUGCAUGGAUAACGGCAGGUCGCACGGUUUUAACCGCUUCUAAACGCCUUAAUGUCUAGACGCUUCUUACAGUUUUUCCACCGCCUUUUGCUAUACCUCCAUCCCUUUCAUAACCUCUAUCCAUCCUGUCGCCGGUUUUCAUUCAUUCAAUAAAUGGGAACACACCGGAACUUACCUUUCAGUCUGGACACUGGUUUAAUGAAGCGCGUUAUCACCAGGAUCCCCCGCACCCAGAGCGACUAAAGAGGACCAGAUAGUCGUCACACUGUAUGAGAACUCAAUACAAUGAUAUUCACGUUUUGUA
Melanotaenia boesemani (Boeseman's rainbowfish) is the source of this 1962-nucleotide messenger RNA. RefSeq names its product lysosomal thioesterase PPT2-A-like. The record is from RefSeq and is a predicted model, not a curated record. The coding region runs from base 74 to 937 and encodes 287 amino acids. Lineage: Eukaryota; Metazoa; Chordata; Actinopteri; Atheriniformes; Melanotaeniidae. Gene Ontology annotation, molecular function: thiolester hydrolase activity. Gene Ontology annotation, cellular component: lysosome. The transcript has 8 exons.